GAAAAUCUAAUGAUGAUUUGCAAGCACACAAGUUAUCAAUAUAUAUAUAUAUUUUUAUUAUUUGUUUAUUUUUAAACUAUCAUCUGAGACUAGUAGGCAAAAUAUUUUAGCAAUAUUUUUUGCAGUCUAUUCUUGUUAGCAAAAUCUCAUUCAUGCACUUUGUUGGUGAUAGACUGCCAAAUUGUUAUUGGAAUUUACUGUGCUCUAGUACAUCAUGUUCAUACAUCAUUAUUGUCAUCUAACAGCUGUUAGUUAAAGGGAUCCAAUUGUGUUUUACAUUUUCAACUUCCUAUUUUGCAUAAUGGCGCUGUCUGUGUAUGAAAAAGAUCUGCAAUGGUCCAAAGCACAAAGUCCACUCAAAAGGGAGUUAAUUCUCAAUCAGUAAGCAAAAGUUUUCUUCUAGGAAUAUACACAUUACAAGUAAUUCCUGAUAAAGGCAUAUGCAAUCAAUCAAUCGGUCAAUCAUUUUGGGGAUAGGGAAUGCUAGUGUUAGAGGGUCUUUUUUAAAUAAAUAAAAAGAAAAAAAAGAAGAUAGAAUAGAAAAUGUAUAGAGAAUGCUGAUGUCAGAGGCUAUCUUUCUUUUUUAAAAUCCGAUUCCAAAAAAGUUGGGACACUGUACAAAUUGCGAGUAAAAAAGGAAUGGAAUAAUUUACAAAUCUCAUAAACUUAUAUUUUAUUCACAAUAGAAUAUAGAUAACAUAUCAAAUGUUGAAAGUGAGACUUUUUGAAAUGUCAUGCCAAAUAUUGGCUCAUUUUGGAGUUCAAGAGAGCUACACAUUCAAAAAAAGUUGGGACAGGUAGCAAUAAGAGGCCGCAAAAGUUAAAUGUACAUUUAAGGAACAGCUGGACUUUGCAACUUAUUAGGUCAAUUGGCAACAUGAUUGGGUAAACGAAGAGCCUCUCAGAGUGGCAGUGUCUCUCAGAAGUCAAGAUGGGCUGAGGAUCACCAAUUUCCCCCAUGCUGCAACGAAAAAUAGUGGAGCAAGAUCAGAAAUGAGUUUCUCAGAGAAAAAUUGCAAAGAGUUUGAAGUUAUCAUUGAAGUUAUCGACAGUGCAUAAUAUCCAAGUUGUUAUCAGCACUCAGUUCAGAAGCCUGCAUCUCUGAUGGUAUGGGGUUGCAUAAAUGCGUGUGGCAUGGGCAGUUUACACAUCUGGAAAGGCACCAUCAAUGCUGAAAGGUAUAUCCAAGUUCUAGAACAACAUAUGCUCCCAUCCAGACGUUGUCUCUUUCAGGGAAGACCUUGCAUUUUCCAACAUGACAAUGCCAGACCACAUACUGCAUCAAUUACAACAUCAUGGCUAGAAGAAGGAUCUGGGUAUUGAAAUGGCCAGCCUGCAGUCCAGAACUUGCACCCAUUGAAAACAUGUGGCGCAUCAUGCGACAAAGAAGACCUAAGACAGUUAAGCAACUAAAAGCCUGUAUUAGACAAGAAUGGGACAACAUUCCUAUUCCUAAACUUGAGCAACUUGUCUCCUCAGUCCCCAGACGUUUGUAGACUGUUAUAAAAGGAAGAGGGGAUGCCACACAGUGGUUAACAUGGCCUUUUGCCAACUUUUUUGAGAGGUGUUGAUGUCAUGAAAUUUAAAAUCAACUUAUUUCUCCCUUAAAAUGAUACAUUUUCUCAGUUGAAACAUUUGAUAUGUCAUCUAUAAUGAUGUUCCACAUCAUUGCAUUCUGUUUUUAUUCACAAUUUGGACAGUGUCCCAACUUUUUUGGAAUCAGGUUUGUAGUAAGUAUAAAAACAGAAUAGAUAAUGCAAGUAUUAGAGGAUCAAAAAAAGAUGGAAGAGAUGUUUUUAGCCAUUUCUUGAAGAUGGCUAAGAGCUCAUAUUGAGUUUGGCGGGUCAUUCUACCAGGAGGGAACAGUUAAUGUAAAGGUCUGUGAAAGUGAUUUUGUACCUUUUUGGGAUGGCACUAAUCACUUGCAUAACAUAAGCUUCUAGAGGGCACAUAAUCCUGAAGUGAGCGAGGAGUGGAGUGACUACAGACUGCGGGUGCCAAUAUUGGACAGUGUUAUUCCUGCUUCCUGUUUGCCGUGUUGAUGGUGAUCCAUGUAGCUUUGUUUUUCUGUAGAAUCUCUAUCUUACUAUCACUCUCUAUUGUUUAAAAUGAUAAAAUAUAACCUAAUCCCCACCAUAUUUAUGAUAUUAUCGAUCAAUAAAUCUGAUUAAUUUGAUUGUUUGCUUUUAUUCUAAAUAUGCAAGUGCAGCACACCUGCAGCACGUUAGCAUUUGUUAGCUUGUCAUUAGUGUUUCAUUCUGUUUUCUUUUCUCCUCUCAUCUCUAUGUCUUCGUUUCCUUUCUUUCUCACUCCGUAUUAUUUUACAAGUUCAUCAAACAACUGUGGUAAGAAUCAUUCAUCAAUCACGGUGAGUAAUAGCUUCUCCUGCUAUUGUUAUUUGCACUGCUUGCCACAUGUAUAUUUUAUCUCUCUCUGUCCGAGACGAGGGGUUCACACGUGAUAAAUGCAGGGAAUUAGUGAGGGCUCUAGAUACAGCUUUGGAUGUGACUAGCUCAGUGUGUCCUGUACCUUUUUCGGUUCUGGUAACAGUGCCUCUGCAGCAGGGCAACUGGUUGACUGUGAGGCGGCAUAGUCAAUGGUCAAAACUCUCCCUUUCCGAUCAAAACAUCAAACAGGUUCUCCCCACUCAGUGAAGCACCCAAUGAGAAACCUGAUGAAAGUGCUCUAGUUAUUAAAAUAUAGACACCAACCACCAUAGUCCAAUGUUUACCGAGAACCAGAGCACCUAACUUCUUGGCAAAUUUAUAAGUGCUGGCUAAUGCUAAACGUAAAUACAAUAAAAUUGUUAUUCACGCCGGUGCUAUUGAUGUUUGACUUCACCAGUCGGAUAUCACUAAAAAUAACAUUAAAGAGGUGUGUGAACUUGCAAGCAUGAUGUCAGACACUGUAAUAUGCUCUGUUCCCCUCAUUACUUCCUGUGGUGAUUUGAUACAUAGCAGAUUGUCAUCACUCAAUGACUGGAUGUCUAAGUGGUGCCCACAGAAUAACAUAGAUUUCAUAGUCAAUUGGACGAGCGUUUGGGGCAGACCUGACCUGUUGAAAAGAGCUAGCCACUAGCUGCUAGCAGCCUCCCGGCACAGAAGUCAGUUAAUUCUUAUCACUUAAAGACUCUUUCACCUCGAUAUCACUUUAUACAGACUGUGUCUGUUCCCCGAACUGAAAAAUACAAAAAACGUCCACCAAUUUAAGAGUAACAAUUUAAUUGAUGUUCAACAAUUAAAAAAAAAAAACAGAUGUAAUAUGGAUAAACAAAUGAUAAAGCUUGGCUUAUUGAAUAUCAGGUCCCUUUCUAUGAAAGCACUUUUUGUAAAUGAUAUGAUUACUGAUCAUAACCUAGAUGUGCUAUGUUUGACAGAAACCUGGCUAAAACCUGAUCAUUACAUUAUUUUAAAUGAGUCUUCUCCCCAAGAUUACUGUUAUAAACAUGUGCCACAUCCAAAAGUUAAAGAGGAGGUGUUGCUUCAAUUUAAAAAUGUUUUCAGUAUUUCUCAGAAGGUGGGCUUCAAGUAUAACUCAUUUGAAGUAAUGGUAUCAUAACAUUAUCCAGAGAAACAAGUAUUAAUGAUAAAUCCCCUGUGAUGUUUGUACUGGCUACUAAACAGGCCACCAGGGCACUAUACAGACUUUAGUAAAGAAUUUGCUAAUUUUACAUCCAAGUAAGUGGUGGCUGCAGAUAAAGUUUUAAUUGUUGGUGAUUUUAAUAUCCAUGUUGAUAAAGAAAAAGAUACAUUGGGAUCAGCAUUUAUAUACAUUCUGUUAGACGCCAUGUCUCAGGACCUACUCAUUGUCAAAAUCAUACUGUGAUGUUAAUGGUGUUGAAAUAAUGUAGCCAUGCGUUUAUAUCUCAGAUCAUUAUUUGGUUUUGUGCAAACUUUAUAUAGCUAAAACUGUAAAUUCUACUUCUUGUUAAAAGAAUGGUAGAAUCAACACUUCUACCACAUAAGACUGCUUUGUAAGUAAUCUUCCUGAUGUAUCCCCAUUUCUAGACCCCAAUGAACUAGUUAAUUACAGACCGAUCUCGAAUCUCCCUUUUCUAUCCAAGAUACUAGAAAAGGUGGUAUCCUCACAAUUAUAUUUCUUCUUAGAGAAAAUGGUAUAUAUGAGUAUUUCCAAUCAGAUUUUAGACCGUGUCAUAGUACUGAGACUGCUCUCCUUAGAGUUACAAAUGACCUGCUCUUAUCUUCUGAUUGUGGUUGUAUAUAGUGCUAUCAGAUCUUAGUGCUUCGUUCAACACUAUUGACCACAACAUUCUUUUGCAUAGACCAGAAAACCUUGUUGGCCUUAAUGGAAGUGCAUUAUCAUGGUUUAAAUCAUACUUGUAUGACCGUCAUCAAUUCUUUGCAGUGAAUGAAGAGGUAUUAUAUUGAUUACAAGUGCAGUAUGGAGUACCUCAAGGCUCAGUACUAGGGCCGCUACUCUUCAUGCUUUACAUGUUACCCUUGGGAGAUAUCAUAAGGAAACACGGUGUUAGCUUUCAGUGUUAUUCUGAUGAUACUCAGCUCUAUAUUUCUUCAUGGCCCGGUGAAACAUACGAAUUUGAAAAACUAACUGAAUGCAUAGUCGAUAUAAAAAACUGGAUGAGGAGUAAUUUCUUACUGCUAAAUUCUGAAAAAAAAACAGAGGUGUUAAUUAUAGGACCUAAAGAAUGAAUAGAAUAACCUAGAAUGCUGUCUAAGACUUGAUGGCUUUUCUGUCAAUUCUUAGUAAUCAGUUAGGAACCUAGGUGUGCUAUUUGAUCCCAAUCUUUGCUUAGAAAGCCACGUUUCUAGAAUUUGUAAAAAAAAUUUUUUCCAUCUAAAAAAAAUAUCUAAAUUACAGCCUAUGCUCUCAAUGACAAAUGCAGAAAUGUUAAUCCCUGCGUUUAUGACCUCAAGGUUACAUUAUUGUAAUGCUUUAUUGGGUGGUUGUUCUGCACGCUUAAUAAACAAACUACAGCUAGUCCAAAAUGCAGCAGCUAGAGUUCUUACUAGAACCAGGAAGUAUGACCAUAUUAGCCCGGUCCUGUCAACACUGCACUGGCUCCCUAUUAAACAUCAAAUAGAUUUUAAAAUAUUGCUUAUUACUUAUAAUGCCCUGAAUGGUUUAGCAUCUCAGUAUUUGAACAAGCUCUUGUUACAUUAUUGUUCACCGCAUAGGCUGCAUUCUCAAAACUUUGUCAAUUUGAUAAUACCUAUUAUAUCAAAGUCAACUGCAGGCAGCAGAUCCUUUUCUUAUUUAGCACCUAAACUCUGGAAUAACCUACCUAACAUUGUUCGGGAGACAGGCACACUCUUGUGGUUUAAAUAUAAAUUAAGGACCCAUCUCUUUAACCUGGCUUACACAUAAUACACUAAUACACUUCUAAUAUCCAUAUCCGUUAAAGGAUUUUUAGGCUGCAUUAAUUAGGUCAACCGGAACCGGGAACACUUCCCAUAACAUCCGAUCUACUUGCUACAUAAUUAGAAGAAUGGCAUCUACGCUAAUAUUAGUCUUUUUCUCUCUUAUUCCGAGGUCACCGUAGCCACCAGAUACAGUCUGUAUUCAGAUCAGAUGGUCACUCCAGUCACCCGGAUCCAGUACGUAACCAGCCUAGAGGGUGGAUCAGCACCUAGAAAGGGUCUCUACAGCCCUGAAAGACAGUGGAGACCAGGACAACUAGAUGAGCCCCAGAUAACAGAUCCCCUGUAAAGACUUGGUCUCAGACGACCACUGGGACAAGACCACAGGAUGAUUCUUCUGCACAAUCUGACUUUGCUGCAGCCUGGAAUUUAACUGCUGGUUUGGUCUGGCCAGAGGAGAACUGGCCCCCCGACUGAGCCUGGCUUCUCCCAAGAUGCAGACACUAUUUGCUUUUGAUGAAGAUGAAAUGGAGAUGAGAAACAAGGUGGUAGAGGAUCUAAAGACAGCCCUCCGGACUCAACCAAUGAGGUUUGUGACGCGCUUCAUCGAGUUGGAUGGCUUGACAUGUCUUCUGAACUUCCUGAAGAGCAUGGACUAUGAAACUUCAGAGAGCCGUAUACAUACAUCCAUCAUUGGCUGCAUAAAAGCCUUGAUGAACAACUCCCAAGGCCGUGCUCAUGUACUGGCCCACCCACAGAGCAUCAACACUAUCUCCCAGAGCCUUCGCCAGGACAACAUUAAGACCAAAGUGGCUGUGUUGGAGAUCCUGGGCGCUGUUUGCUUGGUGCCCGAUGGGCAUAAGAAAGUACUACAGGCAAUGAUACACUACCAGAAGUAUGCUGCAGAGAGGACCCGCUUCCAGUCUCUUUUGAAUGAGCUGGACAGAAACACAGGACACUACAGGGAGGAAGUGAAUCUGAAGACAGCCAUUAUGUCAUUCAUAAACGCUGUGCUGAAUGCUGGGAUUGGAGAGGACAGUCUAGAGUUUCGCCUUCAUCUUAGGUAUGAGUUUCUGAUGUUAGGAAUUCAGCCAGUCAUCGAGAAGCUGAGAGCACAUGAUAAUGCCACACUUGACAGACAUCUGGAUUUUUUUGAAAUAGUGCGCAAUGAGGAUGAGUUAGAACUGGCCAAACGCUUUGACAUUACACACGUAGACACCAAGAGUGCCGGCCAGAUGUUUGAGCUGAUCAAGAAGAAACUGUGCAACACAGAUGCUUACCCCCACCUUCUAUCUAUCUUACAGCACUGCCUCCAAAUGCCAUAUAAACGUGGUGCAGGCAGUAUACAGCAAUGGCAACUUUUAGACCGCAUCCUUCAGCAAAUUGUUCUGCAAGAUGAAAAGGGAGAAAAUCCAGAUGUUUCACCCCUGGACAACUUCAACGUUAAGAACAUCAUUAGAAUGCUUGUGAAUGAGAAUGAAGUCAAACAGUGGCAAGACCAAGCCGAGAAGUUCAGAAAAGAGCAUGUAGAUCUGAUGGCUCGGCUGGAAAGGAAAGCAAGGGAGUGUGACACCAAGACACAAGAGAAGGAGGAUAUGAUGAAGACACUCAACAAGAUGAAGGACAAACUACAGAAAGAAGGAGUGGAGUUGCGCUCUGCCAGGGAGCAAGUAUUAGACCUCUCCUCGCGAAUUAGCGACAUUUCAAGUGGUGGAGUUCAUUUACCCAUUCCCCCUCCGCUUCCUGGGAGCCCGAUGGCUCCACCUCCACCACCUAUGAUGAUGGAUAGCUUCCAUCCUCCUCCUCCACCUAUUGCUUUCUCCAGCCCACCCCCACCUCCUCCUCCACCUCCCCCGGGGGGUCCUCCACCCCCACCUGGGGCCCCACCCAUCUUUUCUGUGGUUCCACCUCCAGCUGGACCUGCUUCCUUUAGCUCCACAACCAGCCUGCACACAAAGAGCAUCCCCCAACCUUCACAACCACUCAAAUCCUUUAACUGGUCCAAACUGGGAGAGAACAAGAUCACUGGUACCAUCUGGUAUGAGAUUGAUGACAGAAGGGCCUUUAAAGUUCUUGACUUAAAGGACAUUGAGAAGAUGUUUUCAGCUUACCAGAGGCAGCAAGAGCUGCUCUCUAACCAAUCCUUCAAGCAGAAAGAAACAGGAUCAAUGGAUGACCUUUAUCUGAGUUCACGCAAAGUCAAAGAGCUGUCUGUUAUUGAUGGACGGAGGGCCCAAAACUGUAUCAUCCUGCUUUCCAAGUUAAAAAUGAGCAAUGAAGAAAUAAAGAGAGCCAUUCUAGAGAUGGAUGAGAGGGAAGAGUUGGCAAAAGACAUGUUAGAGCAGCUGUUGAAGUUUAUUCCUGAGAAAAGUGAUAUUGACCUUCUGGAGGAACACAAACAUGAGCUUGAGCGUAUGGCCCGGGCUGACCGCUUCCUGUUUGAGAUGAGCAGAAUCGACCACUAUCAACAGAGGCUCCAGUCUCUUUUCUUCAAAAAGAAGUUUGCAGAGCGCCUUGCAGAAAUCAAGCCAAAGGUUGAAGCUAUUCUGUGUGCGUCACGUGAGGUGAUGAGAAGUAAGUGCCUGACAAAGGUUCUGGAAGUGGUUUUGGCAUUCGGGAACUUCAUGAACAAAGGACAGAGGGGCAACGCAUAUGGUUUCAAAGUGUCCAGCCUCAACAAGAUCAUUGACACCAAGUCAAGUAUAGACAGAAACAUCACCAUGUUGCAUUACCUGAUAAUGAUCUUUGAGAAAAAUUACCCUGAUAUCCUCAAUAUUCAACAAGACUUGGCCACUGUACCAGAAGCUGCCAAAGUGAAUCUGGCUGAGCUGGAGAAGGAAGUGUUCGCCAUUAGGAGCGGCCUGAAAGCUCUGGAGGCGGAGUUACGAUACCAGCAGAGCCGAGCAUCUGACCGGGGAGACAAGUUUGUCCCAGUGGUCAGUGACUUCAUCACCGUUGCUAGCUUCAGCUUCUCUGAACUUGAGGAACUACUCGCUGAAGCCAAAAAUAAGUUUUCUAAGUCUUUGAAGCAUUUUGGAGAGGAGGAAGGUUGCAUGCAACCGGAUGAGUUCUUUGGAAUCUUUGACAUCUUUCUGCAGUCGUUCAGCGAGGCCCGACACGACCUGGAGAACAUGCAGCGACGCAAAGAGGAGGAAGAGAGGAGAAUGCGUAUGGAGGCCAUGCUAAAGGACCAGCGGGAACGAGAGAGAAGAGCAAAGAAAACUACCGGAGGCAGUGUGUCAGAGGAGGUGGGGGAGUUUGAUGAUCUCGUAUCAGCGCUUCGCUCAGGUGAAGUCUUCGACAAGGACUCUAAACUUAAACGCAACCGAAAGCGCUCUGUCAACCAACUGGUGGAUGGUGGAGGGCGUGAAAGACCAGUCACCAAGGUGAACUAUUGACCUCAGUGAAUACAGUCGAAAGGAGAUCGAGCUUUUUGUAUUCAGACUGACAGGGAACUCUCUUGAAAUGCCAUACACUGCCCGCUAAUUUCCCUUUUGCUCAGACCAGUAAUAACUGACAAGCUCAAAGAUAGACAGGCUCACUGUAAGAUAGUCUGUUUAUCUGCAGAUGUGAAGGAUGCCCUGCAGUCUCUCUCUACUUGUUUCUGCUUGUUCCUCCUUCUCGAUAUGUACAGUCACUCAUACUGAUCUAUUAAUGUUUUUUUUUUUUUUUUUUUUUUUUUCUUUGUGGUGAAAUGCACAACCUGAGUUCCAGUCUGGUGCUGCAAAGUCUCACAAUAAGUCAUAAGAUGUGGACAUCAUCUGAGUCCAUUCAUAUGGCUAUCCCUAUGGUUGUCCUUUCUCGGCCACCCAUUUCCAUGCUCUAAUUUUAGGAGAUUGAGAAACUUGUCCCUUUUUUGGAAAUCUGGUACCUCUAGUCUUCGGAUCCAACUGUGCUUUUCAAUUUAAAAGAUGCAGAUGGUGCUUUCUAAACUUGGAACUGAAGGGGGAAAAGAAAAUAUUGUUAAAUCCUGGAUGUUGGACUUACCACACAGGAAAUAUGACACUGUGGAUGCAGCCUUACAGGUUGUGAUACUCCUUGCCCAAGUGCCUCUACACAUUAACGGCAUUCCGAGGACUACCUCCUGUAGGGAGAUAUUGAUGAGAGACAAGAGCACUUUCACUAAGAGAUAAAGGGAAUAUGAAAACCCGAAGUCUAAAAAUAGAGUGUAUUUAAUGGCAGAAAUUAAUGAACCCGUUGUAUUGUUAUACUUCAUAUAACAAAUUGUCUCAUCUGUCAUACACAACUGCACUCUUUAUCCAAAUUCCCUGAAGUAGCUUUCUAGGAAGGAAGAGACCAUGAAAGUUUGUUUAAAGAAGCAGUUAUCUGUCAGGAAGUACUAUCAUGUGUCUUCUUUACUUCUUCAGGCUAACAUAUUGAACCUUUUGGACUUGAUUAUAAUAGAACAAAUUCUAAAUUCUUAAUUAUAAUAGAACAAAUAGUCUUGCUAUCUAACGAUCUUUCCAUCUUAAUGUGUAUAUCAAGAAACGCUAGGUACCCAGGUCUGAAAAAAGUUUGUAGAGAGAUCUACUGAAUUUUAGACUUUGUUCUCAUGGUCAAAAUUAUGUAAUCCUCUUUGGUUUUCUAAUAUUUUGUUCAUCAUUUUUAAAUAACAUGUAUAUUAAGUAGCUGUAGUUAGGACAAAGGAUGCAGAGGUACAUACAAUGACCAUGUAGUUGGCAUGGUGGUGCAGAGAAAAUGGUGUUAGAGACAGGAAAGAUGAGAGGCCUCUGGUAUGGAUAUAGACACAGAUAUGAAGGCAACAAGUGCAAACAUCUGAAAGGGAAUGUAGAGUCCAGUGAGAUGGUGAUUAUGGAUUGAACCAAUAAUAAAAAAAAUAAUAAUAAUGAUGAAUGCACUUUCAUGCGUAUGAAUGCAGUUUCUUCUGUCCACAUGGGGUCACAGUGGGAGUUCUGUAUGAGAUGAUUGUGUUUAUCUUUUAAGAAUUAAUAUGGACACACAUGGUGCGAAUGGUUAAUUUUUGUGAGUACAGCUCUGCCCCCUUCUGACCCUGCUUAAUACACAAGUAGGGUGUCUGUGAGAGAGCCGGCCCAUAUCUGGUCUGCAUGGAUUUCACGCCAGCCGGAUCCGGGCCAACACUGUGUUGCUGCCUGGGCUUCUGGUAUAUCCAUAUUUCUUUGUGCCAGUAAGGUAAUUUAUUAACAGUCCAAAAAAUAAGCAAGUUUUAACACUAAGCUUACAAGUGCCAAAACAACAGGCCAGUGCAGCCUUUCUCUCCCUUCUCACUUGCAUCAGCUGAUGUGUAAUUUUUUGUAAUGUGUAUAUAUAUAUAUCUAUCUAUAUAUAUAUAUAUAUAUAUAUAUAUAUAUAUAUAUAUAUAUAUAUAUAUACCAAAAAUAGUAAUUGCAGUCCUAUCUAUAUUAAGUCAAUUUUCUUAGGCUUGAGAUUGCUUAUAACAAGUUAGUAUUUCUGCACAACAGACAGUUAGUUCCAGGUUUGACCAGAUUGUGUUGUCUGGGACAUUAAAAAAAAUACAAUUAUUGCACAUUUAAAUCUGAGCAUUUAAAAAAAAAAUAUAUCUGCAGUUAGUUUGAUUGCACUUACCAAUGAUUCCUCAUAGAGGCUCUUAUUAGACUUUAUGCCAAAGUCCUAAUCUUGUGCUGCUUAAUUGGAGAACAUGCAGAAUUAGGAAUGGGGAUUUGCAUAAUGAACUGUUCUUUGUGCACCAAAUGAAUAUGACCUAACAGAAGUAAAGACAUACACUUUGUUAAACUAUUUUUAUAAUACUACAUUCAGUACAGAACUUACAUAUUUAAAUAUAUAUAUAAAAAAAAAAAAUAUAUAUAUAUAUAUAUAUAUACACAUAUAUAAAAUGCAAGUUGCCCCUUGCAAAUUAAAAUUGAGAUGUUUUGGGCUAUUUAUUUUCAUUUCCUUUACAUUUUUGUCAUUCUUGUCAUGAGAAGAGUGGUACUGCAAGUCGCUAGAAGUUACAUUGUUAACAUUAUUACACAGCUUUGGUGUUCUGCCUUUAAAGUUACACAAAGUAUAAAAAAUCGUCAGUAUUAUUAUUUGUAUUUUAUGUAUAUUUCGUCAUUGAUUGUCCAAAACAGAAAGGAAAAUAUGUAGCUAGUUGCUUGAUGCACUUUUUGUUUUCUUUGUAGGUCAGACUUUUUCCUGUAUUACAAAACUGAGCAGCCAAAGGCUAAAAAGAAAGAAAGAAAGUAUAUAUUUUUAGUUAAGAGAUCAGGCCUACAUAGAUAAGGUGUAAAUUUACCCAAUAAUCUGUGUCCCAUUGUUUUAUAAACCUGUCCUUUUCAGCUCUUUGAUUAUUGUGGAUUGAAUAUAGAUUUAUAUAGAUAUGAGCUGUAAUAUGAAUGGUAAAGAAAAUUGAUUAUCUUUGGUACAUUAUAUAUAAGACUGCAUCUGAAAACACCAUGCCAACUGCCUAAAUGUAAUCACUUGCUUUUAUAUUUUAUAUAUUUUUGAAAAAUAAUGUUUUGCCUCCUUUUUCUGCUUGGUCCAAUUGCACUUGAUGUUUUCCCUGUUGGCUGAAGUAGUGCACAGGUGUGGUUCUCUGAUAAUGUUGGUGUAUUAUUAUCUGUGACAUGAAACGCAUGACACUUUGUAUGUGUUCAUAGAAUGCUCCACCGAUGAUUUUGACAGGUUGUAUUUAUGCCAAGUGCCCCAUUUUAAAGGUUGAUUCGACAAGGGCCUCACAUAAUAAUGUAUAGUUCUAAAAUUAUUUUGUACACCAUCAUAGUCAUUUGAAAAAAAAAAAAAAGAGAAAAGAUGAAACUGAAGUUUGAGGAAUGGUGACAUUUUUCCCCUGUAAAUUGAAGCUCUAUUUAUUUGCCUUGCUUAGUUUGCUAUAUUUCAUAUGUAUACACAUCAUGAAAGAAAUGCUAUAUUGUGACUGAUAUUUGUCAGAUUGUUUGUAUGAGAAUGACAAGCCUUUGGUUUAAAUAUAUAUUUGUUGGUUUAUGGUCUGACUCUUAACCCCUCCACCUGACCCCCUUUCCAUGUGACAUUUUGUAGGGUAAAAAUAAACUUGUUUCACUGA
This is a messenger RNA of Carassius gibelio (silver crucian carp), 12360 nucleotides long. It is a transcript of the gene daam2, whose product is annotated as dishevelled associated activator of morphogenesis 2. The transcript has 23 exons. Bases 5834 to 8737 code for a protein of 967 amino acids. Gene Ontology annotation, biological process: negative regulation of oligodendrocyte differentiation; actin cytoskeleton organization; positive regulation of canonical Wnt signaling pathway. NCBI's taxonomy places the organism in Eukaryota, Metazoa, Chordata, Actinopteri, Cypriniformes, Cyprinidae. Gene Ontology annotation, molecular function: actin binding; small GTPase binding. The record is from RefSeq and is a predicted model, not a curated record.